GUGGUAUUGUUAAAAUUGUACGGAGAUACACAGCUUUAGAACAGUCUAAAAUAUAAGUAUAUAUAAUAUAUAAGACAUACUCUUCUACUUAUUUUUACGAAUCAGUCCCGUUGAGUUCGUAAGGCCGACAACUUGUCAAAAUUAGAAAUCCGACAAUUCUACAGUUUUCGCGAAACAAGAUGCUAAGAGAAUCAAUACUUUUGUCCCUGACUAUAGCUGUUCUACUCUUUGUCAGCAUAAUUCCAAAUAUUAGUGGAAAGCCUCUUGAACAGAGUAUGCAAGGAAAAGAAGAUCAGCUUUAUCGUAAUCAGGAUGGAGCCAUUGUGAUUGUAACAUCUUGUGAAAACUGCUCCGAAACUAGACCUAAAAUUGUAAAUGAGUAUGCAAACAUGUCACAUGGGUCUGCAGAAUAUGGUGGUUCAUCGCAAGCAGAUAGUGGCAUGGCUGAAACGAAUGAUGUAUCAGAAUCAUUAGAACGCGAUGCAUGAACAUGUGUAUAGUUUUGUUUAAAGCUGGAAGGUUCUCGAAAAAUUACAAAUUUCUGAGAGCUCAGAGAUAACACUUUGCCCAAGAGCGUGAUUUUUGUAAAAAUCUAGUACCAUAGCAUAGGAAUUAAAUAAAAAGCACUAAA
Messenger RNA from Bactrocera latifrons, 631 nucleotides. RefSeq lists its product as uncharacterized. The transcript has 2 exons. NCBI's taxonomy places the organism in Eukaryota, Metazoa, Arthropoda, Insecta, Diptera, Tephritidae. The record is from RefSeq and is a predicted model, not a curated record. The coding region runs from base 180 to 488 and encodes 102 amino acids.